This is a messenger RNA of Bombyx mandarina (wild silkworm), 2608 nucleotides long. RefSeq names its product lysosomal-associated transmembrane protein 4A. NCBI's taxonomy places the organism in Eukaryota, Metazoa, Arthropoda, Insecta, Lepidoptera, Bombycidae. Gene Ontology annotation, cellular component: lysosomal membrane. The record is from RefSeq and is a predicted model, not a curated record.
UACGUUGUAAAUUCGAUGAAUUGAAAUUUUACUGUCAAUUUUUGUAGAAAAAUCGACUCAUAAUAGUUUUGAAUUUCAGUGGAAAUAUAGUCGGUGCAUAUUCUGGAACUAACUCUUGAGCAUUUUACAACCAAGGCAAUGUUAAGAUUCCAUCCCAAGUUGGGAAGUGAACGUGGCAGUGAGUGGUUAUGCUGCUUCUGCCUACAUGUUCGGACUGGCACAAUUAUCCUGGGAUCAUGGCACCUGUUCCUGCACCUAGUGGCAUUAGGAGUUUUAGCAGCGAUUGUGCGUGAUCCUCGAUUGCUGGAUGAACUGGACCGUGAGUCAUCCCCAGUGAGCUCAUGGAGCAAUGUGGGGCGCACCGGAGAUGUGCUGCCCACACCACUGUCAAAUGUGGAAACUCGUCCCAGCCCAUAUUCUCAACAUGCUUCACAUCCAAGUGACCACAGCCUAAUAUACCAUGAUGCGGAUGUGGGUGCGAUGGUUACAGUGGGUACCAUGGCUCUCACACUGAUUAUGAUCUACGGCGCCGCUCGUGGGAAACCGGCUUAUCUGCUGCCCUUCUUCUGUCUUCAGAUCUUCGACUUUGCCAUCACCAUUUUGACGGCAACUGGCUAUCUGUGUUACCUGCGUCAAAUCCAUGCCUUGAUUGCGGAGACCCGUCGCGUUCCCUUCCGCGAGGAGUUGCUGCGGCUGCCGGCGCCAGCCCUUGCCUUCGUCGUCAUCUCUGCUUUGAUCGUGGCCGUGAUAAUUAAAGGCUACUGCAUUAGCGUUGUGUGGCGUUGCUACAAGUACCUUACGAUGAGGACGGCGGCCCUGCAAAGCCUCACCCCGUUCGUAAUCUCGAGCGACGGCAUCGUGACCUCCGCCCCCGCGCCCCCCUACCCGCAGCCCGCGACGCCGGACUACUCGAGCCUGCUGCCGGACUACGAGGAGGCCGUGAAGCAAACCCCGCCGCCCUCGUACCGGGCCGCCACGCUGAUGGCCGUAGCCGACCCGGAAGCUGCUGCUGUCUCCGAAUCUCGUCCAAUGGAGCAACAGACGGGCCGUCCCGUGGCCAGCGCCACCAUCGUGGUGCUACCACAGGAGGGAGCACACGCUCGCGUCUGAUUCUCCAACAAUAAACAUAUGUCGUCACCGCUUACUUAUAAAAAUCGUUCGUUUAAAAUAAAUCCAGCUAUGCUGUAAUCUAUCUAUCGUAAACUAAAAUUCUAUAACAAUUUUGAAUGAGACUGCACCUUUAUUGUAAACUGACGGUAUUUGUAAUUAACUGAUGACACACGCUGAUGGCGACCUAGCGCUCUGCACUCCGAAUGAUGACCAUAAUUUUAAUGUUCAAUUUGGUUCAUUUAAAUUCGUACUAAUUAGAGAUGACAUUGGACGGAGUGAACAAUAGAGGGCACUGUUGUAGUGUAGUAUAAAAUCUAAUCAACUUGAAUUGUACGCGGAGUAUUAAAAACAACGCUUUAGUCUCUAGUUUGAUACUUUAGAAUAAAAUUUAUUGAAAAAUCUUUAAUAAAAAUAUCUAUUAGUUAGUUGAUCGCAUGGUCGCUGUCGGUUUAUUCCUAUUUCUUAUGAUGUUUCCAUUUAAAGGGUAUAAUACAAUUUAUUUUGUUAGUGUUUCAUAUAAAUUGUAACUAUGUGUGUGUAAUUCUUAGAAGGGUUUCUAAUUGGAAACCAAAAACAAUUUCGGGAAUGAACUUAGAAUAACUUAAUAAAAAAUCUAGUGCAUGCUUUACUAUUCCAAAAAAGACACUCUUGAAUUUGUCCGUAAUUGAAAUGUACUUAAAAAGCUUCGAUAGGAAAAAGCGUUACCCGAAAACAUUUUAAUCUGAAUGUAAAUUGGUUAAUAAAUAAUACACUGUGACCGUAGGUAGUGCCAUGUCGUUAUAUUUUCUAAAUUAUAUUUUUGUACUAGAUAAUGUACUGUUUGCAAAUUAUUACUAGUGUAUGCAAAUUUAAUAAUCUCAAGAAAUCCUUAAAAAUGCUUAAGCUUUUGGAAGUGGCAUUUGAAACAUUCCGUCUCAAGUAAAAAAAAACAUUAAAUAUUUAGCGCUUUGUAAUUUGAACAUAUGGCAAGAUUGCCCUAUAUUUUACAUAUAAUGUUUGUAUGUUUUCAUAUCAUUAAAUAAGUCAAAGGCAAAUACUAGAGAAAUCCUGACUAAAUAUUUUACCUUUAGAAAAAAAAAAUUACAGGGUCAGCGACCAGAAUAUUGAUUUGCGAAAGUUCAAUGAUAUUAUAAUUAAUUAUAUCGUAUAAUUUAUAACACAGAUACACGCUUAAAAGCAGCGCUUUUUUAUUAACAAGAAGAACACUAGUAAUGAGGUAUAAUAUAGGCCUAAACACAUAAAAAGGUUUCUUGUACUUAAUAUCUACUUGACUAUUUGAAUUCACCUAUAUGAGUCUUAUGUAUGGAAUCAAAAGAUUUAUGUUAUAUCCAGAUAUUAUUAUUUGUUAAUCAAGACAAUUAUUUGUUUCCAGCACUAUUCGUUUGUUUGGGAUUAUUUCUGCAAAGUUAUUUGAAAUGCACUAUAAAUUAAUUUACAUGUGUUUGAAGUAUGUGUAGUGUUAUAACUUAUUAUCCAAAUAAAUCAUUCAUAAAACAAA